Molecule: messenger RNA, 2017 nt
Organism: Culex pipiens pallens (northern house mosquito)
Lineage: Eukaryota; Metazoa; Arthropoda; Insecta; Diptera; Culicidae
Product: ATP-binding cassette sub-family G member 5
Exons: 7
Coding region: 98-1906 (602 amino acids)
Cellular component (GO): plasma membrane
Molecular function (GO): ATP hydrolysis activity; ATP binding; ABC-type transporter activity
Source: RefSeq, a predicted model, not a curated record
CGAACCGCGAAGUUCGUCGGAGGUGCUUUUUCAUCGUCGAUCGUCCGCUGCAGCGUGAUCGUUUGAUUUGUGUGAGAGAGAGAGUGAGAGAGCGAAAAUGAUCGGCAGUGACUACGUGCUCGAGGCGCACAACAUUUACCACACAACCGAGGUCGACACCGGCGGCUGCUUCAAUGGCGGUGGCCAAUCUGCGCUGGUCCUGAAAGGGGUCCACCUCACCGUUCACAGUGGCGAAGUGAUGGCCAUCCUCGGUUCGAAGGGCAGUGGAAAGCGCGCCCUGUUGGACGUGAUCGCCCGUCGCUCGGAAGGUUCGUCCCGGGGCCAGGUUCUGCUCAACGGAUCUCCGCUGACAAAGUCGCUGUUUCAGCAACGUUGCGGCUACGUGACCCAUGCCUGUGACUUCAUCCCUGGGCUGACCGUGUCGCAGACGCUCAACUAUACGCCGACCAUUUUGGGCGGAUAUUUGAAGAGCUCGAAGGUGCGCCAGGUGUUGGCCGAUUUGGCGCUGUCCCAGGUUUCGCACAAAAAGGUUGAGAAUCUGAACAUCAGCGAGAAACGUCGGCUGGCGAUUGGGGUUCAGCUGGUGAGGGAUCCGGUGAUGUUGUUGCUAGAUGAACCUACCCAGGGGUUGGAUCCGCUGAGUGCUUACCUGUUGAUCAGUAUUUUGUCCAAUUCGGCUAAGAAAACCGGAUGUGGAAUACUGCUGUCGAUGGAGAAGCCACGAUCGGACGUGUUUCCAUUUUUGGAUAGAGCACUUUUCCUAUGCCUGGGAGGAGCUGUUUACUCUGGAGGAACCAGAGCUAUGCUGGAGUACUUCCAUGGAAUCGGGUUUCCUUGCCCACAGCUUGAGAAUCCUCUGAUGUAUUAUCUCUGCCUAUCGACGGUGGAUCGCAGAUCCCGCGAUCGCUUCCUCGAGUCGAGCCAGCAGAUCGAAGCCCUAGUGGAGCGUUUCGCCCGGGAAUCUCCCAUCCCGGAAGCCCCGAUCAACCCGAUCGGUAGCGGUAAGAUCCCACUGGCGUACGGCAAACCCGGCGAGCUAAAGGUCUGGGGCAUCCUGUACCUGCGCCUGCUGGCGGCGACCUUCUCCUGCGGGUACGCCGGCAUGAAGGCGAUGUUCCUGCGACUGCUGGCCCUGCCGGCGGCCGUUGGACUGCUGUGGCUGUUCUACAGCCAGGUCGGGGACGACUCGCACGGGUUCUUCAGCAAGAGUGGACUGAUCAUGACGGUGCUGGGGCUGAGCUACGGAGUUGGCAUUUGGACGACGAUCACGUUGUUCCCAUCGUGGCGCAAACGCUUCUGCCAGGAAUACUCGGAAGGUCUGUACACCGGAGCAACGCUGCUGAUCGCGUACAACACCGUGUCGAUGCCGUUUUCGUUUAUCUCGGCCGCGAUCGCGGCCUGCGCCUUCUACCCGCUGGUUCUUGAUCCCGUCAACCCGAACGGUCUUUACUUUAUGUACAUCCUGGUUGCUCUCUGGACUAGCUUCAUGCUCGCCGAACAACUUAGUAUCGCAUUCUUGCUCAUUGUCAAGUCUCAGAUCAAUGCCGCCAUCGCCGUGUCCUACAUCUUGAUCGUGUGCUUAGUUCUGGCCAGUGGAACCGUCCGCUCCUUCAAGGGCCUCUCGCCGUGGCUGCAGGACAACAGCAAGGGCGUGCACACCAAGUACGCGAGCUCGCUGCUUCACUCGACGAUCUUCCACGCGCGCCCGAUGCGCUGCCAGCCCGGCCCCGGAACGGUUUGCCCCACGCCAGCGGACUUUUUGCUCGAGCGCAUUGGGAAGGCGCACCCCCAGGAAACGACGGACAUUGCGGCGAGCAUUGCGUUUGCGCUGGGGCUGUGCGCGUUCAACAUGAUUCUCUAUCUGCUGCCGAUGCCGCGGUGCGUGCGGAGGAAGUUUAGGGAUUGAGAUUGUUUGCGUGUGCUGCUGAGUAGAUUUAUGUAUUUAACUCUCUUUUAAUUAGAAGAUUAUCCAGCUUCGUACUUUUACGACAUGAUGAAUUAAAAGUAUUGAAUAACA